Cladophialophora psammophila CBS 110553 is the source of this 438-nucleotide messenger RNA. RefSeq lists its product as uncharacterized. Bases 1 to 438 code for a protein of 145 amino acids. The transcript is spliced from 2 exons. The record is from RefSeq and is a predicted model, not a curated record. NCBI's taxonomy places the organism in Eukaryota, Fungi, Ascomycota, Eurotiomycetes, Chaetothyriales, Herpotrichiellaceae.
AUGAAGGAGCUGCAAAACAAUAUUACGCUGGCCGCUCAGCAGGUGAAAUGGUCUCAGAGAAGCAUCGAUGACGCUUUGUCCGAAUAUAAUGCUGUCAUAGAUCAGGCAGAACAGGUAAGAGGAGGUCAUGGCCUCGUGAAACAAGUAUAUGCCGCAGUUCAAGCGAUUCAUAGAGAGCAACAGGGUCUAAUUGUCGCUGAAGCGGAAACUCUGGACAACGAACUGGAGUUUGAAGAUGAGGAUGGUUUUCUUCUGGGUAAGAGCGAUGUCGAGUUGACCAGGAGAUGUCGCAAACAGCUGGAAGACUUGAGUGCAGCACUGGGAAGGACACACCCAGACGGACUCGCAAAGAUGUGCGAGCUUGCCGUGGCAUAUGGGAGCAAUGACCGGCAAAAAUGCUAUAGGCUAGUUUCAAGAUGUGGUCGCCGGACAUACUAA